GAACGGGCACAACGGGCUCCGCUCCGUGUUUACGUUCAGACGCUCACAACAAAGGACGGUGCACCGCGGACCGGGCUGUCAUUUUUUAACAAAAAACACCGAGGAUACCGCAGAGUGACGGGGAGCAUUCAACUCGCAACCCCGGUGAAGAGGAGAGGAAAUAACACCGGUGCUCAUCUGCUUACAUUUUUUGUAAUUUUUUUUUUUAAUCUUUUAAACGGUUUUACUUUUCCUUUUUUUUUUUCUUUUUUUUUUAUCUUUCCAGCAAAAAAAAAAAAAGAAAAGAAAAGAAAGUGGGACGAAAUUAAGACGGAAUUUUAUCUUUUUUUUGGUAUUAUAAUAUAAUUUGUUUAAAGCCGGGUUGUGGAGCGACAGCCAGCCAGGCAGCAGCAGCUGGUGGAGGCGGAGAAGCUAGCAGCACCCGACAAAAGGACUUCAUCAUUCACAUCGCAGGCGAGAGGAGGACACAUGAAGCAUGAGAGGGUGAAACUGAGACUCAGCUGACCCUUCCCCUUCCUCCUCCUCCUCCUCCUCCUCCUCCUCCUCCUCCUCCUCUUCCUCUCCCCGUGUCCUCCAUUCACUCAGCACCCUCCCUUCCCUUCCCUUCCCUCCCUCCCCUUCCUCUCCCCUUCCUGUGUCCCUCACCCUGUUGGACAUCACCCAUCUCGCCUCCCCUCCUCCUCCUCCUCCUCCUCCUCCUCUUCCUCCUCUUCCUCCUCCGACCUCAAUCAGCCCGAUGUUCUCCCCGGAGCAGGAAAACAUCUCCACCACCGCCUCCACCAAAGUGCCAGUGAAGUAUGGCGAGCUCAUUGUGCUGGGGUACAACGGCUCUCUGCCCAACGGGGACCGAGGCCGACGUAAGAGUCGCUUUGCACUCUGCAAGAGACCGAAGUCAAACGGGGUGAAACCCAGCACAGUUCACAUCGCCUGCUCUCCACAGGCAGCCAAGGCCAUAAGCAACAAAGACCAGCACAGCAUCUCCUACACUCUGUCUCGAGUCCAGACGGUGGUGGUGGAGUACAACCAGGACAGCAACAAAGACAUGUUCCAGAUCGGCCGGUCGACGGAGAGCCCCAUAGACUUCGUGGUGACGGACACGGUGGCCGGCAGCCAGAGCAACGCGGACACCCAGUCGGUCCAGAGCACCAUCUCCCGCUUCGCCUGCCGCAUCAUGUGCCAGCGGACGCCGCCUUACACCGCGCGCAUCUACGCCGCGGGCUUCGACUCCUCCAAGAACAUCUUCCUCGGGGAGAAGGCUGCUAAGUGGAAGACGCCCGACGGUCAGAUGGACGGUCUGACCACCAACGGCGUGCUGGUGAUGCACCCGCAAAACGGCUUCACGCAGGACUCCAAACCCGGCGUCUGGAGGGAGAUCUCCGUCUGCGGCAACGUGUUCACGCUGCGGGAGACCCGGUCGGCGCAGCAGCGGGGGAAGAUGCCGCCCUCCUCCUCUGCUCAAUCUGCAGAGCAAUCUGCAGAGCAAUCUCCAGAGCAAUCUGCAGAGCAAUCUCCAGAGCAAUCUGCAGAGCAAUCUGCAGAGCAAUCUCCAGAGCAAUCUCCAGAGCAAUCUGCAGAGCAGAGAACCCGGGAUGGGUGCAUGCCUGGAAGAUGUUUUUGUCUGCAGGGCCUAGGAAAAAGGGUGGAGGCGGAGAGCCAGGAGCUGGUGGACGGCUCCCUCAUCGACCUCUGCGGCGCCACCUUGCUGUGGCGCACCGCCGAGGGCCUGUCGCGCACCCCCACCCUCAAACACCUGGAGGCGCUGCGGCAGGAGAUCAACGCGGCGCGGCCGCAGUGCCCCGUGGGCUUCAACACGCUGGCCUUCCCCUCCAUGCGUCGCAAGGACACGCCGGACGAGAAGCAGCCGUGGGUCUACCUCCAGUGCGGCCACGUGCACGGCUUCCACAACUGGGGCCACCAGCGCGAGGAGCGGGAGGGCCGCGAGGGCCGGCAGCGCGAGUGCCCCAUGUGCCGCGCCAAGGGGCCCUACGUGCCGCUGUGGCUGGGCUGCGAGGCGGCCUUCUACGUGGACGCCGCGCCGCCCACGCACGCCUUCAGCCCGUGCGGCCACGUGUGCUCGGAGAAGACUGCGGGCUUCUGGAGCCAGAUCCCGCUGCCGCACGGCACGCACACCUUCCACGCCGCGUGCCCGUUCUGCGCGCAGCAGCUGAGCGGAGAGCAGGGCUUCGUCCGGCUCAUCUUCCAGGGGCCCCUCGACUGAGCGCCGGCUUCCCCAGCAUGCUUUGCGCGAAGAACCUGGAAGCGGCACCGACUUUGGGUUUUUCUUUGCUAUAAAACUUUUUCGCCUCUUUUUUUAUGUUGUCUCUCCCUCAUUUUUAAGUGACCUUUGUAUUGAUUUUUUUUUUUCACGAAUGACAACAAAACAAAAAAAAGAAAAGAUUUCUAUAUUUUCACGUGAAAACCAGAGACACACAAAAAAACAAACAGAAUCCCUCCGGGGUAAAAAACAAACAACACUUUUUGUUUGUUUUCUCGGAAAAGAACUUUCAGCAAAAACUCGUAUUUUUCUAAAUUACUAAACACGCGUAACGCGCAGGUUUUUAUUCAUGUUUAUUGUUGCAAUAUACGUCUGUGUACAUCUCUCAAGAGCUAAUUUAAACAAAGUUUAUUUAUGGCCCCGUGAACCUCCGGUUUCACCCUUUUAUCCGUCGAUUCUAUUCAGCGUGUUCAUUUUUAAAAUACAGUUUAUCGUCGAGCAGAUUUAAAGUUUUUUUUUAAAUGUCUUCUGAGGGUUUUCGUCCUUCUCCUCAUUCGGCCCUCAGAUCUGUUUGUCGUAUUUAUAUAUA
Cyclopterus lumpus (lumpfish) is the source of this 2804-nucleotide messenger RNA. It is a transcript of the gene peli1b, whose product is annotated as pellino E3 ubiquitin protein ligase 1b. The record is from RefSeq and is a predicted model, not a curated record. The transcript has 8 exons. Bases 737 to 2218 code for a protein of 493 amino acids. Gene Ontology annotation, molecular function: ubiquitin protein ligase activity; protein binding. Gene Ontology annotation, biological process: protein K48-linked ubiquitination; regulation of Toll signaling pathway. Lineage: Eukaryota; Metazoa; Chordata; Actinopteri; Perciformes; Cyclopteridae.